AUGGAUCCCGGAUACUUCGAUGUCGAAAGGAAACAGAAUCCACGGGAAAAAGCAAAUAUAUUUUCCAAGUUUUCAUUUUGGUACACACGACCCAUAUUUGUGAAGGGGAGGAAAGGCCAGCUCAGUAUAUCAGACGUAUACAGGUGUACUCCAGGACACAGAGCUGCUCCAAGAGGAGAUCAAUUAGGUGCCAAAUGGAAAAAGCAAUUAGAAAAACAAGAGAAGGGCAAAAAGCCGUCUCUGCUCGUAGCCAUAUCUCAAGUUUACGGUCUCAAGUUCAUGGUCGGUAAUGUAAUAUUCGCCGCAGUGGAUGCGGCUCUUAGGAUAUCAAUACCGUUGUGCCUUGAAGGGUUAAUACAAUAUUUCUCACCCCUACACGGGGGUGUGGCAACAUCGCACGCAUAUUUAUUUGCACUUGGAGUCGUUGGGUUUAUGGCGUUAAGUGCUGCUUUGGUUCACCCAAUGUUACUGUGGCUAUUAGACAUGGCGAUGAAAAUACGAGUGUCCUGUGGUUCUCUGGUUUAUAGAAAGUUACUCCGUCUAGAUCUGACAGCUGGAGGGAAAGCCUCCGAAGGUCUAGCGGGCCAUGUAGUCAACUUACUAACGACAGACGCCCAGCGGUUCGACAUGGCCAGUCUCUUCAUGAUGGACCUCAUCCGAACCCCUAUCGAAAGCACCCUCAUCGUGUACUUAAUGUAUCGACAGAUAGGGGUGGCAACUCUCGUGGGUGUGGCGUUUUUGCUUAUGUUUAUUCCCUUGCAAGGGUACCUCGGCAAAAUUACAAGCAAGCUCCGUCGAAAAACUGCCAUACGGACAGACAAUCGCAUACGUCUCAUGAACGAAGUCAUACAAAGUAUUGAAGCCAUCAAGAUGUAUGCUUGGGAGUUCGCCUUCGCUAGGAUCAUUGGCCAGGCUCGGAAAAAAGAAAUGAAUGUGAUAAAAAAAAUGUCUUGGCUCCGAGCCGUGAUGAUAUCUUGCGUUAAAUUAAACACCAAGGUAGCCAUCCUACUCAGCAUCAUCUCCUACAUCUCUUACGACAACGAACUCACAGCAGCCAAGGUCUUCGUCAUCUUCUCUUACUACGAAAUACUGAAGUACUCUCUCGUAGACUUUCUCCCUCUUGCCAUAACGUUCACGUUAGAAGCGUACGUGAGUGUGAAGAGGAUGCAAGAGUUUCUGUUGCUGCCUGAAGUAAAUAACCAGGACGGAGUGGACCUGGUGACGAUAGAAGAGAAGAACGUUGUGCAGAAAAAUGGGGUGUUUGAGAAGAUUGGUAAUGGCCAACAGGCGUACAUAAAGUCGGAGACCAAUUUGGAACACUUGAAGCCUCAAGUGCUGAUAGAGAUGAAGGAUUACACAGCCUACUGGAGGAACGUGGAUGAUGAGAAAGUUGAUGGAAAGAUUCCAGCUCUUGUGGACAUCAAUCUAGUGAUAAAACCAGAAACGCUGACGACGAUCGUGGGCACAGUGGGCUCUGGCAAGUCCACGCUACUCCAAGCGAUGCUCAAAGAGCUCACGCCCACUAGUGGACAUCUUCAUACAAAUGCGGCGAUAGCUUACGCAGCUCAAGAGCCAUGGUUGUUUGAAGCUUCUGUCCGUCAAAACAUCCUGUUCGGUCAAGACAUGGAUCUCCGUAGAUACAAGCAAGUCAUCAAGUGCUGCCAACUGAAGACUGACUUGGAGAUACUCCAGCAUGGAGACAAGACCAUUGUUGGUGAACGAGGUGCAUCAUUAUCUGGUGGUCAACGUGCACGUAUAUCUCUAGCGCGUUGUGUUUACCAGAACGCCGAUGUUUAUUUACUGGACGAUCCCUUAGCGGCCGUCGAUGCUAAGGUGGCUCAAGCGAUAUACGAAGAGUGUAUUCGCCAUUUCCUCCGAGACAAGGCGACGGUGCUGAUCACCCAUCACGUGCAGUACGCUAAACAUGCACACAACGUAUGUGUCAUGCGCAGCGGCAAGAUUGUAGCACAAGGCACGUUCCACGAGCUUAAGAACGGCGUAGCAGACUUUGAGAAGUUAAUAGAGAUGGGGGAGAAGGUAGAAGAAGAGAAACAGAAGCAGAAAACAGUGGCCUAUGAGAACCAGGAGAAUGUGGAACAUAGCUACAGCAAGCUAAGAUCCCAGCGGUCUAUGUCAGAAGCUUCACAGCUAUCUUUCAACCUGGACUUGGAAAGUACGGACCCCAAAUAUGAAGGUGAAAAUCAGAAGAAAGGUUCUGUGGACAACAGCGUGUACGUCGCGUACAUCAGAAGCGGGGGCAGCACCUUGUCUAUGAUGCUGCUCAUUCUUCUCUUCUUGUUGGCACAGCUCUUCUACUCUUCUACUGAUGUAUGGCUUAAGGAAUGGGUUAACUUGGAGGAAGCCAACAGCGCUGCAGUCGUCGCCAACAAGAACAAGACCGAAGCUGGAGGAGCCGCACCAGCGGUGGUGUUCCAAGAUCUAUCUUCCAACCACUUCCACUUGACCAGGGAGCAAUGUCUGUACAUGUACGGGGGCCUGAUCGUCGUCUGCAUCAUAUUCACGUGGAACAAACUCGUGGUCUUCUACAACACUUGCAUCAACGCGUCUGUGGCGCUGCAUGAUGAUAUGUUCAGAGGUGUGACCAGUGCUCCAAUGUGGUUCUUCCACCACAACCCAUCAGGUCGGAUCCUGAACAGGUUCUCCAAGGACAUGGGACAAGUCGAUACGUUGCUGCCUGUUGCCUUAGUAGACUGUCUUGGGUUCUUUUUGGAAGUUAUAGCCAUCCUAGUCGUGGUGUGUUUGGUGAACUGGUGGCUGCUCCUGCCAACUGGUGUCGUGGCCGUUCUGCUGUUUACGCUCAGGGCUUUGUUCCUCAGCACCAGUCGGGAGCUGAAGAGGAUUGAGGCCAUUGCCCGCAGCCAGUCACUAAACCACCUAUCAGCUACAGUCUCCGGACUGACCACUAUCAGAUCUACCAGAGUCCAGCAGCCUGUCCUAGCUCGCGAGUUCGACAAGCUCCAAGACCUUCACUCUUCGUCCUGGACGCUGGUCCUCAGCACCAACAGGGCCUUUGGCUUCUGGAUGGAUAUGGUCUGCUGUAUCUACCUGGCGUGUGUGACAUUCAGUUUCUUCUUCUUCGCCAGUGAAGAUAGUUUAGGUGGCAACGUGGGCCUGGCCAUCACUCAAGUCAUAGGUCUGGUCGGCAUGUGCCAGUACGGGAUGAGACAAACCGCUGAAGUGGAGAAUCAGAUGACAUCGGUUGAAAGAAUACUCGAAUACCAGAACUUACCACCAGAACAGCCCGUGGAGACAGAUAAGGAGGCUUUGAAGAAAAACAAUCCUGAUUUGGACUUCGAGAAGUGGCCCACUAAAGGUGAGAUAGUGUUUGACGACGUAUCGUUGGAGUAUGAGAAGCUGCCUGGCGCGGCUGGUGAGCCUAAUUACGCCAUUAAGGGGGUGAACUUCUCCAUUAAGGCAGCCGAGAAGGUAGCGGUGGUGGGGAGGACCGGAGCCGGGAAGAGUUCUCUACUUAGUGCUCUGUUUAGACUCGCCAAAGUAUCAGGUAACGUUAAAGUAGACGGUGUAACGGCAGAGACAGCUGGACUUCGAGCCUGGAGAUCACGUCUCUGCGCCUUGCCACAGAGGCCUGCACUCUUCGCAGCAGCGCUCAGAGAGAACCUGGACCCUGAGGGCAUCUACACCGAUGCUGAUAUAUACAAAGCACUGGAUCAGGUAGAACUCCGAGAGAUGGUUUCUAAUCUCCCCGCCGGGCUAAAUACGAAGGUGGGAGAUGGAGGGGGGAACCUGUCUGUUGGCCAACGGCAGCUCGUCUGUCUCGCUCGCGCCGCCCUCGCAGGGUGCCGGGUUCUGAUCCUAGACGAGGCCACGGCUAAUGUUGAUACUGAGACGGACAAACACAUCCAGCGUACGAUUCGCAGCAAAUUCGCGCACUCAACAGUGCUCACUAUAGCGCACAGACUCAACACCGUCAUGGACUACGACAGGGUCAUCGUUAUGGACAAGGGUCGAGUGGCAGAAUCAGGUCAUCCAUUUGAACUGUUGACCCAAACGUCAUCACAACCCAAGGACGGCCCACCGAGAAGACUGUCCAUGUUAUCUAAAAGCCAGGCGCCUCUAGCCAUCCCAGAGAACUUCACGUACGACCCGAGCAACGAACAAAUAGACCAGAACGAAACAUUCGUACUCGCGAAGGACAGAAUACGAACAUACUCCAAUAGGUCCGAGGCCUCAGAGGUGGACACCGGUGGUUUAUUCAAAGCGCUCGUCGAACAGACUGGCCAGGAGUCCGCAGCCAUGUUAUACAAAAUGGCCGAAGAGAGUUAUAAGAAAAUGCAAGAAUCGAAGAAGAAUUCGUGA
Messenger RNA from Arctia plantaginis, 4338 nucleotides. The record is from the annotation of a GenBank genome assembly. NCBI's taxonomy places the organism in Eukaryota, Metazoa, Arthropoda, Insecta, Lepidoptera, Erebidae.